Molecule: messenger RNA, 807 nt
Organism: Aspergillus wentii DTO 134E9
Lineage: Eukaryota; Fungi; Ascomycota; Eurotiomycetes; Eurotiales; Aspergillaceae
Product: GPI anchored serine-threonine rich protein
Exons: 1
Coding region: 1-807 (268 amino acids)
Source: RefSeq, a predicted model, not a curated record
AUGCGUUUCUUCACCACCACCGUCAUCUCGGCCCUCGCCGCCUUUGCUUCGGCCUACACCCAGCCUGACUACUCCAAGUCCCCCGAGGGCAAUGCCAUUACCAACCCCGGUCUGAACCAGCUGGUUCCUGUUGGCAAGGCCUUCAACAUUGAGUGGACUCCUACCACCCAGGGACCCAUCUCUUUGGUCCUCCUGCGCGGCCCCAGCAGCAACGUUGUCCCCCUCGAAACUUUGGCUGAGAGCAUCGACAACUCUGGCAAGUUCAGCUGGACCCCCAGCACCUCUCUCGAGCCCGACACCACCCACUAUGGUCUCUUGCUCGUUGUUGAGGGUACUGGCCAGUACCAGUGGUCUACCCAGUUCGGCAUCUCCAACCCCGGCUACUCUGGCUCUUCUUCUGCUGCCCCCGCUACCACCACCGCUGCUGCUACCACCGCUGUCACCUCGGCCGUCACCUCGGCUGCUGCUACUGCUGAUGCUUCCUCCACCGACUUGGUCUCCUACGAGGUCACCACCACCAUCUGCCCUGAGACUGAGACUAAGGCCAAGGCUACCACCACCGCUACUCCCACUGCUGUCUCCACUCCUUCGUCUGCUCCCAUCGUUGGUACCGGCAGCGUUACUGUGCCUAUUGUCUCCCCCAGCAAGACCCCCUCUGUGCCCAGCACCCUGCGCAGCUCUUCCGUCCCCAGCGGCAGCCCCUCCAGUGCCUCUCCUUCGGUGCCCGUCUUCACCGGUGCUGCUGACCGCAACGCCAUCAGCUUCGGUGCCGUCGCCAUCGGUGUCGCUGCUGUUCUCGCUUUCUAA